GGUAUGCGUGGCAUACCAUGGAAAGUGUUUCGAAUGAAUCGUUGGUGGCUAAAAACGUUCGGUUCUUUAUCGAGAAGGCCAAUCUGGAUGUGAGGAGUUCGAUGCAGCUGCUGUACGAUAUUUUCGGACAGUUGUUGGAGGACAACUUUUCCUUGGCCCUUCCUCAUCUAAUACAAUUCUGUGAGAUCUGCGAAAACCGACAACAGAUUCGUCAGCUUUACAACGUAGUCCUUGGACUGCAGGAGCGGGUCGCCAUGGAAGACACUUUGUCCCAACAGCACAUCAUCUACCUGCUGUGCAAGAUGGCAGCCCUGCUAGUCCCAUCGAUGACCGAACUGACCCAUCUGUGUACCAUCAUCCCGACGUACCUGAAGAGUACCCAACUGUACAUCCGGGAUGCGACGCUAAGCGGAGUAAUCUGUCUGCUUGAGUGUCUUGUAACGUCCAACACGACGAUGGGUGGCCUCAGCGAAGAACUACACCUACUGAGGAACAUUAUCGUAAACUACAUCGUCAAGCAUGGAAUCAUUGAUGAGAGUUUCGCGACCUUCAGUGACACUCACACAAAGCUAGUGUGGACGCUAAAUUUCUACCUGAUCGAAAACACGUCUCGAUUCGUUCCGGAGUGCAAUCUGCUCUCGAACAGUAUAAUAUCAGCCAAUAACAUUCUGAAGCGGACCACAAAUCUUGACAUCUAUCUUUGCAUUCUAAACGGUCUCGAACGUCUCAUCCUAACCUGCACCACCGCUCGCCCCCUACUGGAGAAAAUCGAAAAACUUGCCCUCGAUCUGGUCAAACUGGACAACGAAAUGUUCUCGGUAGCAGCGUUAAAACUUCUGCUAACCUGCAUCUACCACAGCUCAGCCGAACAGCUUGAAAACACCGAACGCUCGAACGGAAUCGUCCAGGACGAACCGGAAAUCAUCAUUCAGCAGAUCGAAAAAAUCGAAAUCCUGUUUGCCAAAAUUCGCACCACCACUCCGCAGGGUGCCAAAAUCUUCGGCGACGUGCUCUGCCAGCUGAUUCGCGAUCUACUGCCACCGAACGAAAUCCUAACGAAGGUUUUCAAGGAGCUGAUGCUGAACCAACCCAACCCGGACAUCAUAGCGACGGUAACGCAUCAGGUGUUCCGAUCCGCCAUCGACAGUUCCUAUCUGGCACUGCUGCAGGAAUGGUUGCUCUGUUCGUUGCCGAAUUUUCUAUCCUUUUCCCAGAUCAACAAAUCCGUCUGGUGUUUGACGGUUGUUUUCCUUUCUGCUUCACUGAACCAGCAUCUGCUGAAGCUGUUCCCGGAGGUCCUUUCGUUACCUUCCUAUCAGCAGCUGAACGAACGGGAGAUACGCAACUUUAUUGUCUCGGCGAGGGAUUUCUAUCGGCGGUUGGAGCCGCCUCAGAAGGCGAAGUUUAGGGAGAUCUUUCAGCAGAACGACUGUUUCGUGUAUCAAUGCCUGCUGCGGUGUUUGUGAAGUUAGACUAGAUUUUUAUCGAUGAGUUAUUUAUUCAUAUGCUGUAAGCUAUUUUGAAUGCUGUUUUUCUGUUCGAUUUUUUAUUCCGACAGUUUAUUAUUUAUGAUAGAUUCUACGGUUAAUAUAUACUGU
This is a messenger RNA of Topomyia yanbarensis, 1598 nucleotides long. Its product is annotated as huntingtin-like. NCBI's taxonomy places the organism in Eukaryota, Metazoa, Arthropoda, Insecta, Diptera, Culicidae. The transcript is spliced from 5 exons. Bases 18 to 1466 code for a protein of 482 amino acids. The record is from RefSeq and is a predicted model, not a curated record. Gene Ontology annotation, cellular component: cytoplasm.